This is a messenger RNA of Olea europaea var. sylvestris, 907 nucleotides long. RefSeq names its product AP3-complex subunit beta-A-like. NCBI's taxonomy places the organism in Eukaryota, Viridiplantae, Streptophyta, Magnoliopsida, Lamiales, Oleaceae. The transcript has 3 exons. Gene Ontology annotation, cellular component: membrane coat. Gene Ontology annotation, biological process: intracellular protein transport; vesicle-mediated transport. The coding region runs from base 22 to 585 and encodes 187 amino acids. The record is from RefSeq and is a predicted model, not a curated record.
UCUUCUUUUAAUGCUUUUCUGAUGCAGGUCCUCUGCAACAUUCAAGUCUUUGCCAAAGCAAUGCCAUCUCUAUUUGUUCCUCACUUUGAAGACUUUUUUGUAAACUCUUCGGAUUCAUAUCAAGUAAAAGCUCUGAAGCUCGAGAUACUUUCCUCGAUUGCAACAUAUUCAUCAAUUUCUGCCAUUUUUCUAGAGUUUCAGGAUUAUAUUAGAGAUCAGGACAGAAGGUUUGCUGCAGAUACUGUGGCUGCAAUCGGAUUAUGUUCACAGCGACUUCCAGAUGUAGCUAAGACAUGUUUGGAAGGGCUGUUGGCUCUGGCUUUAUCUGAAUCCUCAAAUAAAAACGGUCCUUCAGCAGAUGAGGAAGCUGUUUUAGUUCAAGCAAUAAAUUCUAUAAAAACAAUUAUAAAACAAGAUCCUCCCAGUCAUGAGAAGGUAUAUUUCCCAUAUUUUCUUCUUUGUUGGUCUAUAUUUAUGCAUGCUUCUGAUGAUAUCUAUUUAAAUCUUAAUUUUCCUGAUAUAUUGAGUUUGAGUCAUAAAAUGUGCUCAAGUAAAAAAAUAUGUAAUGUUAUAAAUUCCAUGUGAGAAACCAUGUUCCAUGGAUGUGGUUUAUGAAAGAAAUAUAUAUGUUUUUUAAUUGUCCUGUAUUUUUCUUGGUCUUCUAUUAGCAAUACCGAUGCGUCUAGUAGAAUAGCGGACCAAUUUGAAUAUCUUUUUUUAUACACAGUGAUGAUUAGUGUGACAUAUGGUGAAAUGCCAGAUUGCACUUUAUAGUUUUGUUGGAAAACUCUACAUGACAAUUGCCCAAGAACUACUGUAGGAAGAUGAUGAAAAAGUAUUUCUGGCGAUUUUGGGCUAUAAAAUAAAGCAUUUCAGUGUGCUUUACUUGUAAAUUUUUUGUUCCUUC